AUGGUGGCGGUCUGUUCUGCGAUCAGGAAGGGGCGUUUCUGCUUCUCGUCGUCGUCGUCGUCUUCCGCCGGAACCCUAGCCGUCCACUUCGAUCGCCUGGUGGACAGGAGCUCUGUCUCCUCCUGGAACUCCAUCAUCUCCGACCUCGCGCGCGAUGGCGACUCGGCCGAUGCCCUCCGAGCGUUCUCGUGGAUGCGGAGGCUGUCCAUUACUCCCGACCGAUCCACCUUCCCCUGCGCGCUCAAGUCGUGCGGCUCCCUCGCGAGGCUCUGGCCUGGCCGGCAGGUGCAUCUCCAGGCGUUCCUGCUCGGUCUCCAUCCCGAUCUGUUCGUCGCCUCCUCCCUCAUCGACAUGUACUCCAAGUGCGCGGAGCUGGUUGACGCACGGAGGGUGUUCGACGAGACGCCUCUUCCUAACGCGGUCGUCUGGACGUCCAUGAUCGUCGGGUUCGUCGUCAACAGCAGGCCUCGGGAGGCGCUGACGCUGUUUAAGGAGUCGUUGGUCGCAGCGGGAGCUGAGGAGAGGGAUGAGACGAUUGAUUCCGUCUCGGCCGUCGCCGCCUUGUCGGCGUGUUCUAGAAUGUCGGAGAGGAGGAUCACCAGCGGGAUCCACGGGCUUCUGGUGAGACUAGGGUUGGCUGCCGACGUCGGUGUUGGGAAUACCCUUAUUGAUGCAUAUGCAAAGUGCGGAGAUCUGCAUCUGUCCAGACAGGUCUUCGAGGGGAUGGAUGUGAGGGACGCCAUCUCGUGGAACUCGUUAAUUUCAGUGUACGCACAGAAUGGACUAUCGCCAGAGGCAAUGGAUGCCUUCUCAGAUAUGUUCAAUCGAGGCAGUGUCGAUCACAACGAGAUGACCCUGUCUGCAGUUCUGCUUGCCUGUGCACAAGCAGGCACGCUUCAGUUCGGCCGGUGCAUCCACAGUCAGGUGAGUAAUUCUGGCGUUCAUUUUAUAAUUCCAGACAGAAAUUAAUCGCUUUUUGGGGAUCAACUCGUUUGGUAGGGGACGUUUUUAUUCUUGAAAGAAAUUUAGCAAUUUAUCAAACAUACUGUGCCAAAAAAUGGCCACAGAACGUGACUUUGGAGUCCUCUCCUCCAUACCGUACCCUUUUCGAACGUUACUAUCCUGAUUCCUUCUCAUUCAACUACACUCGAUGAUGAAUUUCUCUGUCUGAAGAUGUUCUCAGCCAAAAAAAAAGUUCCCCACAAAUAAUGUGACUUUCAGGUUGUAAGAAUGGGCCUGGAGAACGACAUCUACGUCGGCACGUCUCUUGUUGACAUGUACGCCAAGUGUGGGCAAGUUGUGAUGGCGAGGCAAGCAUUUGACCUCAUGAAGAACAGGAACAUCAAAUCUUGGACUGCCAUGAUUGCAGGCUACGGCAUGCACGGCCGUGGGCAGGAAGCCAUGGAGGUCUUCACCCAUAUGAGGAGGUCCAGCUUGAAGCCGAAUCGCAUAACCUUCAUCUCCGUGCUCGCAGCCUGUAGCCAUGCCGGGCUCGUGGACGAAGGCCGGCACUGGUUCAACGCCAUGAAGAAAGAAUACGACAUCGAUCCUGGGCUUGAGCACUAUGCCUGCAUGGUUGACCUCCUGGGUCGAGCCGGGCACCUGAAGGAGGCCCAUGGAUUGAUCACUGGCAUGAAGCUGAGGCCAGACUCUGUGGUAUGGGGCGCUCUACUUGCCGCCUGCAGGAUCCACAAAGACAUCGAACUGGGGGAGCUCUCUGCAAAGAAACUGUUCGAGCUGGAACCGAGGAAUUGUGGGUAUUACGUGCUGCUGUCGAAUAUCUACGCCAGUGCUGGACUGUGGAACGAUGCGAAGAAGAUGAGGGCUCAGAUCAAGAGCAGAGGGCUGGUGAAGCCCCCCGGAUACAGCUCAGUGGAGCUCAGAGGCAAGGUCCAUGUGUUUCUGGUGGGGGACAAGGAGCACCCCGAUCAUGAAGAGACUUACAGGUAUUUGGCGGUGCUUGCGGUGAAGAUGCGGGCGGCCGGCUAUGUCCCCGACACAGGGUCCGUUCUCCAUGACGUUGACCAAGAGGAGAAGGAGGCCGUGCUGGGCGUCCAUAGCGAAAAAUUGGCGGUUGGAUUUGGGAUUAUUAACACGGCCCCGGGGACGGCAAUCCGAGUGAUUAAGAACUUGCGGAUAUGCGGGGACUGCCACACGGUGAUCAAACUCGUGUCCGAGAUCGAGGGCAGGGAAGUCGUCGUCAGAGACUCGAAUCGCUUCCACCAUUUCAGCAAUGGGCAGUGCUCUUGCGGGGAUUACUGGUGA
Messenger RNA from Spirodela intermedia, 2265 nucleotides. NCBI's taxonomy places the organism in Eukaryota, Viridiplantae, Streptophyta, Magnoliopsida, Alismatales, Araceae. The record is from the annotation of a GenBank genome assembly.